Molecule: messenger RNA, 1502 nt
Organism: Daphnia pulex (common water flea)
Lineage: Eukaryota; Metazoa; Arthropoda; Branchiopoda; Diplostraca; Daphniidae
Gene: PolD2
Product: DNA polymerase delta subunit 2-like
Exons: 8
Coding region: 60-1394 (444 amino acids)
Biological process (GO): DNA replication; DNA strand elongation involved in DNA replication
Cellular component (GO): delta DNA polymerase complex
Molecular function (GO): DNA binding
Source: RefSeq, a predicted model, not a curated record
GUUUUUGUUGUCUGCUGUCUUAGUACUUUUGGCGGGUUCUGUAUUCGAUUAGAGAAAGAAUGGAGGCUGUUCGUUAUGAACGCAAAGAACUGGACUAUGAGGACUUGUCAAGUACGUUUAAGUUGGUCAAUCGUGAUUUCAAUAGGCAAUAUGCCGGUAUAUAUGCCGUCAGGCUUACGAAAUUUCGAACUUUACUUGAGGAACGCGUUGAAAAGAAAUGGGGUAAGCAAUAUCCCAUCAAGAAGCUUGUUGACCUAGUUCCCAAUGAAAAGGUUUUUGUGUUUGGGACCAUCUAUAAACAGCAAGAACUAAAACCAAGUAUUUUAAGAGAAGUCAGUGAUGAGCAUCAAGUAUUACCACUACCUCCCAAAGCAAGAUAUGUUUCAGGAACUGAUAUUCUAAUAUUGGAAGAUGAAUUGCAACGCAUUUUGCUUGUUGGCAACACAAAUGUAGGGGAAUUUGUCACUGGGGUUGUUAUUGCAUUGCUUGGCCAUGAAGAUGAUUCAGGAAAGUUUAUUGUUGAGGAUAUCUGUCCUGCUGACAUGCCUGUGGUAGUGAACUCCCCCAAAAUUGACUUCAGCACACCUAGAUUCAUUGCCUUAAUAUCUGGCUUAGAUUUAGGAAGUGGUAAUGACUCAUAUUUACUGAUGCAAGAAAUGAUUUUCACAUUGAUGGGGAAAACUGGGACUCCGGAAGUUCAAGAAAUAAUGUCUAAAGUUUCAAGAUUAAUCAUUGCAGGGAACUCGUUAAGUUCUGCAACUCAAGAUCGCCAUAUUUUGGACAAAGCAAAAUAUCUGAUGCGCAAUAAUAUGGUAGCUAGCAUUGAAGCUGUUCAACAGUUGGAUGACAUCAUUUUCCAAUUAGCAAGUUCCAUAACCGUGGAUGUAAUGCCCGGAGCCCAUGAUCCAGCUAAUUUUGUCCUUCCUCAACAGCCAUUACACCACUGUCUGCUUCCGCAAAGUUAUCAGUUAUCUACAUUCCAUGCAGUUAGCAAUCCAUAUAAUUGCCGAAUUGGAGGUCGCAUAGUCAUGGGAAACUCUGGGCAACCUGUUUUGGAUAUCCUGAUGAACUCUUCUCUAGAGCAUCCGUUAGACGCCAUGGAAAAAACUUUAGAAUGGAGACACAUGUGUCCGACUGCCCCAGAUACUUUAGGUUGUUAUCCAUACGAUGACGACGAUCCUUUCAUUUUUAACACUUGUCCUGAUAUUUAUUUCGCUGGAAAUCAGGAAUCAUUUGGUGAUCGUUUGUGGAAAAGCGCUGAUGGUCACCCUGUCCGGCUUAUUUCAUUGCCAAGGUUUUCAGAAUCGGGAACCAUUGUAAUUGUUGACGCGAAUACUUUGGAAUGCUUCACGCUGAGUUUUGGAACCGAUGAAGAUUCUGGCGUCGAUCAUUGAAGGAUUAGCUUUCAAUACUAGUUAACUAAGCAUUAUUCAAGAUUUUCAUGUUUAUGCAGAUCACGUUUUUGAAUGAUUGGCAAUUCUUUCGGAGUAAAAAUAAACUUG